Molecule: messenger RNA, 990 nt
Organism: Cyclospora cayetanensis
Lineage: Eukaryota; Apicomplexa; Conoidasida; Eucoccidiorida; Eimeriidae
Product: transcriptional regulatory protein AlgP-like
Exons: 5
Coding region: 1-990 (329 amino acids)
Source: RefSeq, a predicted model, not a curated record
AUGGCAGCUCUCGUUGCAGUGGCAGCGGCUGCCCCUGCAAGCGCAGCGGUUGUUUGCGGAUGGGUCGGCGAUGCAUGCAGCUCAGACACCCACAGAGUGAAGCUGCAGCAGGAGCGGCGGGAGCAGGAGCGCCAGCCACCAGCAGCAGCGUCCUCAGCUGCUGCAGCACUGCGAAAUUCGCAAGCACCUCCAGCUGCAGCUGCAGAGCUGCAACGCAAACAUCAGCCAGCACCUCCCGCUGCUGCAGAGGCACAGCCAGCCGCAGCAGCACGGGCAAAGAGCCCUUCGGCUGCUCCUGCUCACACUGCAGCUCGCCUGCUGGAAGCGGCUUGCGCUCACAGCCAGCCAACGACUGCUGCUGCUCUCGCCUGUUGCUUUUUCCCAAGGCGUCGUGAGCCACCACAGCUGCGGAGGCAAGGAGAGCGAGCAGCAACAGGGGUUGCUGCCCGAGACAAGAGGAAACGAUCAGAGACAGCGGAGCGGAAAAGUCUUCAGCAUCCGCCAGUCCUAAAAGCAACACUCCGUGCAGCGCCGCAAGCUGCUGCUGCUCCUGCGGCUGCUGUUGUUGAGUUCUCAGUUUUGCUGUCACUUCUGCUGCCUCACGCUGCAUCCGCUGCAACCACCCCUGUAUCCUUGCCUGCCUCUGCUGCUGCCGCAACAGCAGGCGAGACAGCCGAGCCCCCUCGAAUAGCACCUGCAACAUCAGCAGGCCUAAAACAUUCCGAAAGUGUUGCAGCAUGCGACGUGCCGAUGGUACAAACAGCGCAUGCAGGCAGCAGCAACCAGCAGAGUGAGCCAAAGCCAUUUACCUCCUCAUCGCUGUCGAGGCUACGGCGAGAGGGACUACGAUUGCUGCAGCAGAAAAGAGGCAGCACCUGCACAACUGCAGCCAUGAGAAAGCAGCUACGCCGCAACUCAGCAGUAGAAAUAGAGCCAACAGCAGCAACCAUGGCAGCCGUAACAACUGCAGCGGGAUCAGCAACAGCGUGA